Molecule: messenger RNA, 5626 nt
Organism: Danaus plexippus (monarch butterfly)
Lineage: Eukaryota; Metazoa; Arthropoda; Insecta; Lepidoptera; Nymphalidae
Product: ribosomal protein S6 kinase alpha-4-like
Exons: 18
Coding region: 593-4120 (1175 amino acids)
Biological process (GO): protein phosphorylation; regulation of DNA-templated transcription
Molecular function (GO): protein serine/threonine kinase activity; ATP binding
Source: RefSeq, a predicted model, not a curated record
AGUACGUCAUGCAGUUGUCUCGUGAAGCGCGGUAGAGCGCGGCUUCUCAUAUUAGAUACAUACAUUUACAUCUAAAAUAAGCAGUGUUCUGUAUAGAAAGAGUAAUAUUGUGAUUUGUUGACAUAUUGAACAUAUUUACGUUGUACCUUGUUUGUGAAUGAACAAAAAGAGCGGGCAAAAAUCAGUGCAAGUGGCGAUUGUAAGCUAUUUAUAGCCGGACCUAUGGCGCGAUAAAGUUGUUUUAUGAGAUUACCAUAUUCCUAUGUGACAAUGCAAUGAAAUAAGCAUUCCAAUUGGAUUUUCUCUUUCUAUACUAUUGUUCGUGUCUCCAUCUUGGAUCUAAUUCAAUCGCUUCAUAGAAAAUUAAGGCGCCGAAACGAGUUUGACAGUUCACAGGCGCACACAAGCGCGAUUCUAGAUACACAUGUGUGUGUAAAUUGAGCAGUGAUGUGAAAUUCUUGCGCUUAUCGAUUAGCUAGAUAAUUUCAAGGGCAUUAUUGAAUACCGACCAUAUAGAACACGGUACAUCUUGUUUUAUGUUAUGCCAGAUAUCGGAUUACCUUGUCGCGUAUUAUUCAUGAUAUAAAUAAAUAUGGAGUCCUCUCAAAUCCUAAAAGAAACUGGGGACACGACGCGUAGCGCGUCAACGUCGAGCUCCAACCAGCUAUUUAUGUCUGAAAGCUUGGAUUUACCAGACGAUACAUUCCGUAUGAGUUUAGAUUACAUAUCCGUAAUUGGCGAAAACGUUACUAUAUGCGACAGGAAGACGUCGGUUGAUAGUGACGCGAAUAAUUUAGUUAUAGACACACUCACACCUUGUAAUACACCCAUCGAGACUAACAAAGAUUUAACACAGUCAGAACCUCCACUUCAGGAAACGCCUAAAAGAGCUGAAGAUGUAAAAACAAAUAAAUCAUUAUUAAAACUAUCAUUAACAAAGAAUAUAGACGAUGGUUUUCUUAAGCCGUCUUCGGUAGCCGACAUUAUGUCUCCCGCGAAAAUGCUUCAGUUCGAAGUGGAUUUUGCGAAAAGUUCCACUCCGACUAUGAAGAGAGCGGCGAUUGAUUUUAACUUCUUCGGCGAGAAUAACUUCGAAGAUUCUGACGACGAAACAAACGCUGGCUUUGAGGAAAAAGAUCCCAAAAUGUAUAAAGAAACCCCAGUUAUUGUCAAGGCUAACACCGUCCGACACCAAAUCGAAUACGUUAAUUUGAACAGUGCAUCCAAAGUGGACAUCUCACAUUUUGACUUGCUCAAAGUUUUAGGCACUGGCGCGUACGGUAAAGUGUUCUUAGUAAGGAAGAGAUGUGGUGUGGACGAGGGUAAGCUAUACGCUAUGAAGGUGCUGAAGAAGGCCAGCAUAGUGCAGAAACUCAAGACGGCGGAGCACACCAGGACGGAGAGACAGGUCUUGGAGGCUGUGAGGGCCUGUCCCUUCCUGGUGACCCUACAUUACGCCUUCCAGACAGAUGCCAAGCUACAUCUCAUACUCGACUACGUGGCCGGCGGGGAGCUGUUCACACACCUGUACCAACGAGAACACUUCCACGAAAACGAAGUCAGGAUAUACAUCGCCGAGAUCAUACUGGCGUUGGAACAGCUGCACAAGCUGGGCAUCAUCUACCGCGACAUCAAGCUGGAGAACAUCCUGCUGGAUGCGGAAGGUCACAUCGUGUUGACGGACUUCGGGCUGUCCAAGGAGUUCUGCGGCGGAGAGAGCCGCGCCUACAGCUUCUGCGGCACCAUAGAGUACAUGGCCCCGGAGGUCGUGAGGAGCGGCUCCCAGGGACACGACAUAGCUGUGGACUGGUGGUCUGUGGGAGUAUUAACGUACGAACUGCUGACGGGUGCUUCGCCCUUCACAGUCGAGGGCGAGAAGAACACUCAGCAGGAGAUCACCAAGAGAAUUGUGAGAUGCAGUUACCCCGUGCCCAACGACGUCAGCCCCGCUGUUCAGGACUUCAUCAAGAAACUUUUAGUAAAGGACCCUCGUCGUCGUCUAGGAGGCGGUGAUGAUGAUGCAGAGGAAUUGAAACGACACCCCUUCUUCCAGGACCUGGACUGGGAGGCGGUGUCCCGGCGCGAGGUGGCCGCCCCGUUCGUGCCGCAGCUGUCGCACGCAGCUGACACGUGUAACUUCGCCGACGAGUUCACCAGGAUGCCGCCCACCGACUCGCCGGCACAGGCGCCCAAACACCACGACAAACUGUUCCUAGGUUACUCAUAUGUGGCACCCAGCAUCCUGUUCUCUGAGAACAUCAUCUCGGAUCAGAUCUGGCUUCAGGCGACUGGACAGAAGCACGAGAAGCUCAAGGGAUGGAUCGCUAAGGACUCGCCGUUCUUCCAGAAGUAUUCUGUUGACUUGAGCACUCCUCUGCUGGGUGACGGCUCAUAUGCUGUUUGUAGGAAGUGUAUACACAGACAAACGGGCAAGGAAUAUGCUGUUAAGAUAAUAUCGUCACAGAAGAAGGACGUGAAGCAAGAGAUAGACCUGUUGAAGACCUGUCAGGGCUGUCCUUACAUCAUACAGCUGCAUGAGGUGUUCCACGACACUGCGUUCACGUACAUAGUGACGGAGCUGGCGAUGGGCGGUGAGCUAUCCUCGGUGCUGGGCGCGGUCAGCGAGCGGGUGGCGAGGAGGAUCAUCGUCCAGCUGUCGCUGGCCGUUAGACACAUGCACGCCAGGAGUGUCGUGCACAGGGACCUCAAGCCUGAGAACAUCCUGCUCAGCAGCACCCGGCUGCACGAAGCUAAGGUGAAGGUGGUGGACUUCGGGUUCGCGAGGCGCCUCCCCGACUGUGACGACCGGCAGAGGAUGAUGACGCCCUGCUUCAGCCUGCCGUACGCGGCGCCAGAGGUCGUGUCGUGCGCGAGGGGCGCGGCCGCCGGCUACGGCCCGGGGUGCGACCUGUGGAGCUUGGGAGUUAUAUUUUACUGCCUGGUGUCUGGGCGGGCGCCCUUCUCUCCGGGGGGCCGGGAGCCGGUCGCCGCGCUCGUACAGAGGAUCAGGGCGGGGACCUUCACUAUGGACGGUCCUGUUUGGGACAACAUAUCCAAUGACAGUAAACGUCUGAUCGCCGGCCUCCUGGCCGUGGAACCAGCGGACAGGCUGACCAUCACGCAGGUGCUGCAGGAGCUGGGAGUUAACUGUGACGACGGGAGCGGGUUCAAAUUACAGGACAUGACCAAAGCCGAUCUCUACAAACGUCGCAGCAAGAACAAGCAGCGGGGCUACAGUGACGGCGACCAGGGAGCGACGGAUGCCGACAACGACCACGACACCUCCAUCACGGACACGCUCGACACGCUGCACCGCAUCAACAAGAACUCCAUAGAACACGACGUGGCGCUCAUCAAAGCUAACAUCGCGCACACGCCCGACGCCGGGGACCACCAUCUCACGGAGGACAACUACGAAGUCUCUCCGCUCAAACCCGUGGAGAAGACCUACUCCAAGUCUAGAUCCAAACUAGACGAAUAUAUUUAUAUAGAGAGCAGCCAGGGACUCGAGGACACGGAAGUAGCGUUCCCGAAAACCACGCGCAAGAAGGAGUCUGCAUCGCCCCUACCAGCGAAGAGAAGAAAAAUAGACACCAGGUCCGCCAAGAAGACAGACUCGACCGCCGAGACACAGAAGAGAGGCAGAGGGAGGCCCAAGAAGAACGUAGAGGAAGUUAAAAACACGGAGAAGAAAACUAGAAAUACCAAAGAGUCUAUAGAAAACGACAAAACUACACUCACGAGAGUCACGCGGAAGAGAAAGUACGAGGAGAUCGCGAAACCGGUGUUAAGGGAGAAGGGGCAGAACGGGAGACAGUCUAAGAACAGUGACGGGAAGGUGGAGAACAGAAAGAUAGCGAGGCCCAAGAGGAAUGUAGAAGUAAGAGUAGAACUGGACAACGUGAGGAUGACCAGGUCGAGGAGGAGGAGGCUGGAGGUGAGUCUGUCGCCCUCGGAGGUCAAGACUGUCAUACCCGCCUUCUCCUUCGAGUCGGACAGGAGAGUCAACUCCGUAGAGAGCAACAGGACAGCCGGCGCUAAGAACAAGAAAGCCAAAGGCAAAGCGAAAAGACAAGCCAAGCCCAAACGAUCCACACGAGCCCGCGCCGCCAGGAGGUGAACCAAAAACUAAUUAACGCUAACCAAUAGUUGACGUACGGUCGAAUUUAUAUUUUGCGAUAUCGAAAUUCGGAAAUAUAAGAGGCGGGUUGCUCACGAGUAGUUUAAAGGGAAUUAUUUAUUCGCACGGCCGGCCGCGACCGCCGCGACCGCCGCCGGCCGGCUCCUAAUGAAUUAACCUGUUUUUUUAUCCUUUUAUUUAAUGUUACUAUUACUUUUAAGUCACCUCUCCCUAUUACCAUUAGAGUUAAUUCCUUGAUGUUGGUUAUUAUGUAUUUUAAAUAGAUAAUAUUAAUUAUUAGGUAAUUCCGUGGAGUACGGUCGAGAGCACUUCAUCCUUUAGCUAAAUUUUAUGAUUAUUCGACUUCGUUUCCGGGCUUGUCUUGCUUUUCCCAGCUCCGGGUACUCAGACGCCGACGGUAUCAAUAGAUCUCUUUGAUUUUGAAAUGUUAGUUUGUGUGUAUAUCUGUUUGUUAGUUUAUACUAGGUUAAAUUGUAAAUCGUCGUCAGCCGAUCACUCCCUUCAUAGACCAUAUCUUCAUUUUCCGUGUUGUAUAAUUUGUGUGAACGGUGAAAGUGCCAAAGCAUGCUUUUAGUGAAUUUAAAGUAACAGCAGUCGUCGCUGGUCACCUAUGAUUUCCUUAGAGUUCGUUCGCCUCCGUCGUUGUAAGCGCUUUACCAAAUAAAUUUUAUUUCAUUCACUGUAUAUAAACUAGUGUUUAGUACAAAAUUGGUGGAAGAUAAUAUUAAUGCAAAAUCUCAAGUCUCAAGGUCUCAGGUUCAUAUCAUCCGUGCGGAAAGCGACAUCCCCCGACCUGGCCCUGACUGCGGCUUGAAUGUGUUCAAAUUGAAAUAUAUCAGAUAUAUAUCGACAAAUAGAAUAUUAUACUGGCCUCUGGCCGCGGACUGUUGGACGUUUGAAGCAAUAACAUUUGAUUCAUUUAUAUAAAAUGCUUUAAAAAUUGUUACAUCUGCGAAAUAUAUAGACUUCUGUUGUAAAUACAUGCCGAGUUUACACAUUGUAUGUAUUGAGGUGUUGAAACUUGUUGCCAGAUAAUUAUCACACAUUAUCAGCUGUGCCAUACAUACACACAUAUAUAUAUACAUGUAUAUACACAUAUAUGUAUAUAUAUAUCAUUCCAAUUAACAAAGUUAUUUCUAUAUGAUUCCUCACUGUUAUAUAUCGAUGCAUAGCUAGUUAAACCGACAUGUCCGUAUAAUGGUGACAGCAGCUGUUAAUGUGGUCAGCAUAUGAGCAGAUCAGUUAUAGAUAAAUGGUGAUUAUUGUGUGGAAAUUAAAAAUUUCCUGUCGCUUGAUGUAAUUCUACGUGACAAUGUAACGUAUGUAAAAGUGCACUUAUAAUGGAAUGAACCAAAAGAUUAUAUAAUUUUAUAAUAAAGUGUUAGAAGUUAUUAUUGUAGCGUCGGCGAUAAACAAAUUUUGUAACACGUUACACGGAUGCCGGCCGACAUAUUGGAUUGAAAUAAAUAUACCAUUUUAACAUUU